UAUUGCUCAAAUUUUUAUAUAAAUAUGACGUGAAUAUACAAUCAAUUUUCGGGUGUUCGGAAUGUUUAAUAAAUGUUGAAAUAUUAACACUUUUAGAAUGUUUAAAAUGAAUUUGUAGAAAAGAUGGCAGUUAUGACUAAUUUAAAUCCUCAGAGCAAUGAGAGCAAUCAAAGAAAAGUAUCAAAUCAGGUUACCCUAGCUUUUAAAAUAUUUAUGACUGGUUCAGUAGCAUCAAUAAUUUGUUCUUUUCUCCUUCAACCACUUGAUGUUAUAAAAACACGAUUACAAACUCCAGAAUACAAAAAACCAUUAAAACGUGGAAGAAGUAAGUUUAACAUAAUUAAUAUGAUUUAUGAAAUCAAAGAAAAAGAAAGUUUGAAAAUGUUGUGGGCUGGGAUGACGCCUACAUUGGUACGAGGUAUUCCCGCUGGUGGCAUUUACUUUAUGUCUUACGAUAUAAUAAGAAGUCAUCUGUUUUCAGAAGGACAUAUUAGUACUUUGGAAUCCAUAAUAAUUGGUAUGAUGUCUAGAACGGUCACCGAUAUAUCAGUUAUACCAUUAACAGUCGUAAAAACGAGGAUGGAAAGUGGCGUUUAUAGAUACCCCGGAAUUUGGGCAGGACUUAAGAUAAUAUAUUCACAAGAAGGAUUUAGAGGAUUGACGUCAGGGUUGCUUCCAAUUCUAGUUCGCGACGUUCCAAUGUCUGGAAUACAUUUGAUGUUCUAUAUUCAGUCAGAAGAACUGGUUCCACGGGCUUGGCGUGAUACACAUCCCUCGCUAGUUCAUUCCAGUUGUGCCGCUUUAGCAGGAAUGGUAGCUUCCUCUCUAACGCAUCCCCCCGAUGUUGUGAAAGCUCACCUACAACUUUCUUCCAGUCAACGCCGAACAACGUGGCAAGCAGUGGCAGAUAUCUGGAAGGAACACGGCAUCUAUGGAUACUUUCAAGGUCUCGUGCCAAGGUUACUGAAACGAACUAUUUUCGGUAUGAUUUCGUGGACAUUGUAUGAAAAAGUUAAACAAAUGCAUUUUGAGAGUAUGUCUAAAGAAAAGUAGGUAAAAUAAGUGAAUAAAUAAAUGUGCA
Molecule: messenger RNA, 1081 nt
Organism: Diabrotica balteata
Lineage: Eukaryota; Metazoa; Arthropoda; Insecta; Coleoptera; Chrysomelidae
Source: the annotation of a GenBank genome assembly